GAGCUAGUAAUUCAUCAUUUUGCCUAGCAAUAGCCUCAUUCUUGUUGGAGCAUAUUUCAGUGCCAAAAAUGAGCCACGGAUAUUCGGAGAACAAUAACUUUCCAUAUGACAACAAUCAAAUGGUUUUGGAUAUGAUCCUCUGCUCUUUAUUUGGGGUCCCUCAACCCAUCAACUGGGACAAUGUGGCAAGGCUGGUUCCAGGCUAUUCAUCCAAAGAGUGUGCAAAAAGGUUUGAUGAACUGAAAAACAGUGGAAGUUCUCCGGUUGAUAACCAAUACAACCCACUGAUGGCCAGUGGUGGGAGCCCUGUGGAAACACUUGCGAGUUAUAUCAAAUCGUCACUUCUUGAUGCCCAGGAAGAGUUACAAGAACCUCCUAGUGAAAAUGAUGCAAUUUCCGUGAAUGGCAGGCCAAGUGUAGCUUCCUCAAGGAAUUGCUCUUCAGAAAGUGAAAAAUGCCCUGCACAUAAAAGUGGAGAAAAUGCUGAUGAAACACAAGGGCCAAAUAUGGUGAUCCAUGUAUGUGAUGAAGCAAAAAAUCUGAAGGAAGAUUUUGUUUGUCCACGAGAUCUAUUGGUUUCUGAAAUGAAGUACUUUGCUGAAUAUCUAUCAGUGGAUGCCCAACGCUGGGAAGAGGUGGACAUUUCAGUUCACUGUGACGUUCAUAUCUUUAACUGGUUGAUAAGAUAUGUUAAAAGGAACACUAAGGAGAAUGAGGUGCAUGAAAUACCUACUUUAGAGCCAAGCAAUGUCAUCUCAAUUCUCAUUUCCUCCGAGUUCCUGAAGAUGGAUUCUUUAGUGGAAAAAUGUAUUCAUUAUUGCCACAAGAACAUGAGUGCUAUAAUCGCGACGCCAUGCAACAUGAACUGCAUCAGCGCUAACCUCUUAACUCGCAUAGCAGAUCUUUUUACACACAGUGAACUGGAAGAGGUAAAGGACAAGAGAGAUAAAUUCAAGAGCAAACUUUUCUGUAAGAAGAUAGAGCGAUUAUUUGAUCCAGAGUACCAGAGUCCCGACUCUCAGGGAAGUGCAGCAACCCUGUACAGGUGCUGUUUAUGUAAGAAACUUCUGAUUAAAGACACUGAAAGAAGGAUCCCAUGUGUUCCAGGGAAGAUCAGUGUAGAUCAGCAUGGAAAUAUUAUCUAUGUCCACAUAAGAGAUAAAUCUUGGGAUAUCCAUGAGUACUUGCUAAGUCUUUUUGAAGAACUAAAAUCUUGGCGAGAUGUAUACUGGCGCCUUUGGGGAACUGUCAAUUGGCUGACCUGUUCAAGAUGCAAUCAAACUUUCUUGUGCACUGAAUUCUCACAUUGCCAGUAUCACCCUCAGCUGGUUCUCUACCCUGCUAUGACAAGUGUCCGUGGUUCAACUGGCAUGGGAAUAUAUCCCUGUUGCAACCAAAAGGUUCUUAGGUUUGAUCCGGCUCCUCUUCUGAAAGGAUGCAAAGUGCGGGAUCACAUGAUUGGCUUGCCUGCUGGAGGUGAAGGUGGGGAUGCUGUGCCCUAUAAGACUGCUAAAAUAUUGAAUGAUCUGAUUCAGCACAGAAAUGUCAUUGUUGUGCCUUUUUCAAAAGACCAAAAUAGCGAUUCUGGAAUUGGACUGAGUGAUGAGAAGGGGAUUGAAUGUGAUGUGCUGUUGGAACCAAAUGCACCAUGGGGCCCCAAAACAGGAGAAAUUAAUGCUUUCCUUUCUUUGAAAAACUGGACCCUCCAGCUGAAACAACAAUUGCUGCUUUCGGAGGAUGAUGAAUACACCACUGGCUCUGAGGUCACAGAAGAUGAAGUAGGCGAUGAGGAAGAAAUGUGCAAGAAACCAAGAAGAAAAGAGAGGCCAAAGAAAUUUAUCAAACAUCCAAAGAAACAAGUGUCUUCACCCAGUGUCCAAAAGAAAGAAAAGACCCUGGAGAAGUCUAAUUCUCGAGACGUAUCUCCUUUUAUUGUGAGCACGCAAUACAGUAAGUGGGAUGCUUCCAGAUCACUUAGAUUCAAUCAAGAUGCUCAAAGAGAAGAAGAUCAGCGGAGGAUGGUCGAGAUCACUGGGCACCUAGUAAAAAUGAGGCUGGGGGAACUCGACUCGUCAAAAUCAAAAGAAAACAAAGAAUCUGCAGCUGGAAUUUAUGCAAGGCUUGAAGCUCAGAUCAGGGCAUCAGCACAAGGCAACACUCGCCAGAACAUCCCAGAAAAAAAUACAAGGACCAAAACCCGCUUUGGCCAAGGCCGUCUGACAUAA
Messenger RNA from Varanus komodoensis (Komodo dragon), 2225 nucleotides. It is a transcript of the gene SANBR, whose product is annotated as SANT and BTB domain regulator of CSR. The transcript has 21 exons. Bases 69 to 2225 code for a protein of 718 amino acids. The record is from RefSeq and is a predicted model, not a curated record. NCBI's taxonomy places the organism in Eukaryota, Metazoa, Chordata, Lepidosauria, Squamata, Varanidae.